GUAUUCAUCUCCAUCAUCCCAACCUCAAAUCAUAUUCUUGGACUGAAUUGUCAAAUGGGUCAGCUUCACUGUUGUCGAGUUCCCACCUAAGAAUUUGGUUGGUUACGGAUCUUUUGCUCAAGCUUUUAAGCUCUGGAAAGAAAGGGAAUGCAAGAGAUGCAAGAACCUAGCCCAAGCUCGAGCAAGAAGAUAUCAGCUGCAGUAGCCAGAGCUCACACCAGAAGAAACAGAGCCACCACCAGUAGUAGCAGCAUCAAAGGGAGACUCAAUUCCAUCUUAGCGAUGUUUGUGCCUAUAGCAAUGGCGUUAACAGUGGGAGCUUUGGGAUGGGUUUAUCAGUCCUUAAAGCCUCCGCCUCCUAAAAUUUGUGGGUCUCCUGGUGGACCUCCCAUCACUUCUCCAAGGGUACAGCUUAGGGAUGGGAGGCAUUUGGCCUACAAGGAGAUGGGAGUUGCUAAAGAAGAAGCUAAGCACAAACUCGUCAUCAUUCAUGGAUUCGAUAACUCCAAAGAUAUCAACCUUCCUAUCCAACAGGAACUUAUGGAGGAACUGAGCUUAUAUGUGCUGACGUUCGAUAGGGCAGGAUAUGGAGAGAGCGAUCCAUAUCCUUCCCGAUCGGUCAAGAGCGAAGCGUACGAUAUUGAAGAACUUGCUGAUAAGUUGCAGAUUGGGUCUAAAUUCUAUGUCAUGGGGAUCUCGAUGGGUGCCUAUCCUGCCUAUAGCUGUCUGAAUUAUAUACCACAUAGGCUGGCUGGAGUUGCCCUGGUGGUUCCAUUUGUGCACUACUGGUGGCCAUGUCUACCUGCAAACCUAUCGAGCGACGGCUUACAGAAGCUUCUUCCCAUGGAUAGCAGGGCGUUUCGCGUUGCUUACUAUGCUCCUUGGCUGUUCCACUGGUGGAUGACCCAGAAAUGGUUCCCUUCCUUGAGCCUCACCGCUGGAAACAUGGCCGUCUUCUGCCCUCAAGACAUGGAGAUGAUUGCUGAGAUGUCGAAAUCUCCAAAUCCACAUCAGGAGAAAGUGAAGCAGCAAGGUGUUCAUGAAUCUCUAUACAGAGACAUACUUGCCGGGUACUCGAAAUGGGAAUUCGACCCCACGGACUUGAUCAAUCCCUUCCCCAACAGCGAAGGGUCGGUCCAUAUCUGGCAGGGCACCGAGGACAGGAUCAUUCCUCGCGAGAUAAAUCGUUACUUGGCGGAGAAUAUUCCGUGGAUUCAGUACCACGAGGUUGAAGAUGCUGGGCAUAUGUUCAUCUUCCAGAAGGAGAAGGUCGAGACGGUUUUACGAGCACUGGUGCAGCCCGGACUAGAAGCCUAAGUGAUCUUCUAAAGCCAGUCAUAGACAGUAGCAAUCUGCUCCAAUGAAAUCAACCCUUAUAUGAGUCUAAGCUGUGAAAGCAGUCAUGAAAGUGUUACUGUAUGUGAGCAUAACCUUGUGUGGAAAGCAAGGCUAACAUGUAAGUGUGAGCUACUGGAACUUGUAUAGCAACAAGGUAGAAGGAAGAAGUGAAGAAAUAGAAUAAAAUGGGCUAGAAUUGUAGUGGGCCUACACCAAACCAACCCAUCAUAUCUUAUGGACUUCCAGGUGUUAAGAUUUACUGGACGGAGCCCAUUUUCAUAAACAAUGGCCCAUAGCAAGAACAAUAUGGAGAAAGAGGGAGACAGGCUCAUGGAAAAUGUGAAUAGGCACUCGAUUGUCUUCUUUCUCAUGAUAAACCUAAGUAACCUAACGUCCCCACCAAGGCACUAUACAUAAUACUGAAUUUCUCUAUUUCUUUACCCCAAUCCUUUGAGCUUCUGAUGCACGGAACGUGGAUGACUCGAGUUGUUACGAGAGAACAAAUAGAUCAAAAUUAUUUUUCUGUAAGUAAUAUUUGCAGUAUUCAUAUGAUUUUCUCAAAGGUAAUAUUUUGAAUAUUAGCACGAUUUUAAAGGAGAACUUUUUAAAUGAAUAGAGAGUACUAGAGGUGAUGUCAAAACUUAAAUCAAUAACUUGAAUAAUAAAAAAGUACAUUUUUUAUAGAUAGAUUAGGUUGUACGUUAUUCAAUUUGUGAGACAUCUUUUCACUUUUCCAAGUUUAAUGGCGGAUCUCCAUGCAACAAUCAAUUUAUUUAGUAAUGUGAUACUUGUGUGAUUUUAAUUUUAUUUAAAAGAACAAUAAGGGCAGACUUGUCGACUUAUCUUUGACUCAUUAGUUCGAUAUAAGUAACACCAAAAUAAUUAUUAUUUUUUAUUUCAAAAUUUUGUGUAAAGGAAAAUAUGUGUGAUAUCAUAUCAUAAACAAAUGGCUGGAAGUUCAUCUCUUAGCAUUUUCCAAUAACUCCAUUUAUUCAAAUCAUUUGGUUACUCACGUAUUAUCAUAAACUUCACCCGACAAAUCUUGUAUUCGAACCCUCACAGUACUCUAAAUAUGAACAAUCGAGUUCAGGACAAAAUAUAAUUCGAAUUUCAAGUUCAUCAAAUGUGUUUUUGAAACGACGUGUAAGAAGUAUUAUUAUAAUUCAUAACUCAACCUCUACCGACAUUUCCGUGAGGGAAAGGUGGGUUUUUUUAAAGCACGCAGUCAGGCGUUUGGCAUGGCCGCCGGCCGGAGGAAAUCGUGAUGAUCGGCACUCUGUUUUAUAUGGGUUUAUGAGUGCCGCAAGCUCCAAGCUCCAUGGCUUGUAGUUGAAGGGAGAAAUCUGCAACACGAAACACAAAUUGAUCAAUUAGCUAUUAGCCGUUAAAGUGGAUUACCCGUCGCCUUUGUCAACCUUUUCCCUUCCUUCCUACUUAUAAUAUAGUCGGCAACGGAGAAAGAGAGGUGAUGAUGAUGGCAGAAAAAAACAGGGGAUUGAGAAAAGCCGGACAAGGACGAAAUAUUCCAGCGAGAAAGGGAUUGUUCCUUCUUUUUUUUUAAUCAAAUCUAAAGGAUUCU
Messenger RNA from Linum trigynum, 2917 nucleotides. The record is from the annotation of a GenBank genome assembly. NCBI's taxonomy places the organism in Eukaryota, Viridiplantae, Streptophyta, Magnoliopsida, Malpighiales, Linaceae.